AUGGCUCCUGGGCUUCUUUGCACCCUCCUUGCACUUGUGCUAUGGGACGCUCACUAUGAGUUUGCUUCUGCUGCACCUGUCGUGUCGGGUACGGCCUACGGUUUUGCCACAGGGACGACAGGAGGUGGCGAUGCGAAACCCGUCUACCCGAAAACCACCAAGGAAUUGGAAACUUACCUUGGCGACGCCGAGCCGCGGGUUAUCGUGCUAAACAAGGAGUUCACGUUCCUGAAAGCCGAGGGGUCGACUACGGAGCAAGGCUGUCGUCCGCCGAGUAAAGACCAGUGCCUCGCCAAGAAGAACGGUUUUGAAGCGCAAGAUUAUAUUUGUGUUAACGUCAUCUCACCCUCAAAGGAGAAAGGUGGUUGCGGUGUCGACGACACUCCGACUCAGGUGACCUACGACAAGGCAGCCAUUACGCCAUUGAUGGUAGCGAGUGACAAGACACUGGUCGGCGAGGGUCUGAAAGGAGUGGUGAACGGGAAAAGUUUCCACAUCUUCGGUAGUAAUGUGAUUGUGCAGAACAUCCACAUCACAAACUUGAACCCUCAUCUAGUGUGGGGCGGGGAUGCCAUCACCAUCCGGGCUAAGAACGGCGACGCGCCAAAGGGUAUCUGGAUCGACCACAUUAAAGUGUCCAACGUCGGGCGGCAAAUGCUGGUCACCGGCCAUUCCGGUGGGACGGGUAUCACGGUCAGUAAUUCGGACUUUGACGGCCGCUCGAAGUUCUCAGCUUCUUGUGACGGUCACCACUACUGGACCAUAUUGCUAUAUGGCAAAAAGACUGAGUUGAGCCUGCUUGGCAACUACAUCAAUCACACUUCAGGUCGGUCGCCUAGAGUUGGAGGCGGCAACGGCGAAACGACUGUUCUUCACGCCGCCAACAACUUCUUCAACUCGAAUUCUGGCCACGCGUUCGAUGUGACGCAGGGAGGAUACGUUCUGGCUGAAGGCAACUACUUUUCUAAGGUCAAGAUACCAGCGACAGAAGAGUCUAAACACCUGUUUGUGCCGACUGCAGCUAACGACUGCAAGGCAGUCAUCGGUCGUGCCUGCUCGAUGAACGUUCUCAAAGAUUCUGGACCUUUGAAGGGAUGCUCCGGAGGUGAGGUGAGCUCUCAGUUUGCUAGUCUUAAGAAGUACAUCACUAGUUACAAGGCAGGCCCUGCUACUUCAUUCAAGGAGGCUAGCGGGAACUUUGGUGUCGGUGAACUGGGAGACGCAGUUGCUCAACCGGGUGCCCCGAAAAAGAGUGGUGUCCCCGUAUCUAGCUCAGAUGCGUCUGAGGGUGGAGAAGAUGUGGAGAACAGCGUGACGCAAAACGACAUCUUGACGGGCUCCUCGUCAUCCGACAAGUCUGUAUCGCAUAAUCCUUCGGCAGGUGGUCCCAGCACACCCGGUUCGGACAAUACCGAGGCGCCAGUCUCAGAGGAAAAGACUGGUGGGCAGGCGGACAAAAACGCCGAUGACGACUCCGAGGAAAGUGACAAAGAGGGCAGCGAUGGCUCCAGCCAUCUGCGCAAAAACGAAGGUGAUGCUAACUCUUGGCAGCCGGACAAGAAAGCCGAUGAAGAUUGGAAGAAAAGCGGCAAGGAAGGCGGAGAAGAUGUGGAGAACAGCGUGACGCAAGACGACAUCUUGACAGGCUCCUCGUCAUCCGACAAGUCUGUAUCGCAUAAUCCUUCGGCAGGUGGUCCCAGCACACCCGGUUCGGAUGCAUCGAAGUCAAUGGACAAUACCGAGGCGCCAGUCUCAGAGGACAAGACUGGUGGGCAGGCGGACAAAACCAUUGACUUCUCCCCAGGAACUGUGGCACCGGAUCAUCAAUCUCCAGCGGACGCCAAGAAGCCUGUCAAUGGACAGGACGAGCACCACGGUAAUUCUCAGUCGAAGGAUGAAUCUCACGAAGACAAAUCCAAGUCAAAGGACCACGAAAAAGGCGGUGCCGAUCUUCCUAGCUCAGACGCCUCAGAGGGUGGAGAAGAUAUGGAGAAUAGCGUGACGCAAGACGACAUCUUGACAGGCUCCUCGUCAUCCGACAAGUCUGUAUCGCAUAAUCCUUCGGCAGGUGGUCCCAGCACACCCGGUUCGGACAAUACCGAGGCGCCAGUCUCAGAGGAAAAGACUGGUGGGCAGGCGGACAAAAACGCCGAUGACGACUCCGAGGAAAGUGACAAAGAGGGCAGCGAUGGCUCCAGCCAUCUGCGCAAAAACGAAGGUGAUGCUAACGCUUGGCAACCGGACAAGAAAGCCGAUGAAGAUUGGAAGAAAAGCGGCAAGGAAGGCGGAGAAGAUGUGGAGAACAGCGUGACGCAAGACGACAUCUUGACAGGCUCCUCGUCAUCCGACAAGUCUGUAUCGCAUAAUCCUUCGGCAGGUGGUCCCAGCACACCCGGUUCGGAUGCAUCGAAGUCAAUGGACAAUUCCAAGGCGCCAGUCGCAGAGGAAAAGACUGGUGGGCAGGCUGACAAAAACGCCGAUGACGACUCCGAGGAAAGUGACAAAGAGGGCAGCGAUGGCUCCAGCCAUCUGCGCAAAAACGAAGGUGAUGCUAACUCUUGGCAGCCGGACAAGAAAGCCGAUGACGAUCCAAAGGAGAGUGGCAAGGAAGGUGGCGGCGGCUCUAACAACAUACAAGAAAGCAGAGGUGAUUCGAAUGGUUGGCAGGCGAACACCAAUGGCAAUUCCUACUGGCAGGGGAGCGGCAAGGAAGGGGGUUCCUCUGCUCGGCAGGCCAACUCAGUCGCCGAUUCUUACUGGAAGGCGUUUGGCAACGACGGUGGCGCUAAUUCUAGCACCUAG
Molecule: messenger RNA, 2802 nt
Organism: Hyaloperonospora brassicae
Lineage: Eukaryota; Oomycota; Peronosporomycetes; Peronosporales; Peronosporaceae
Source: the annotation of a GenBank genome assembly